Messenger RNA from Didymella exigua CBS 183.55, 1126 nucleotides. RefSeq lists its product as uncharacterized. Bases 311 to 949 code for a protein of 212 amino acids. Lineage: Eukaryota; Fungi; Ascomycota; Dothideomycetes; Pleosporales; Didymellaceae. The transcript has a single exon. The record is from RefSeq and is a predicted model, not a curated record.
CACUCUGGAUGCUGCCAGGCGACACAUCGGUUACACCAUUGGCUCUGACCUCAACGAAUCUAAUCGCGCCGUCCACGUGCCUAUCGAGCUCACUCAGGAGGAAAAGAACCAGCAGCUCAUGAAUCUCUUUGGCGAGCGUUCCAGCCUCGAAGAUAUGGAGCGUGCUAUCGCUGGCCUGGAGGCUCGUGCCACUAGCCAGAAAGACAGGAACGCAGCUCUUGAGGCAGCAUAUGGCGACAGGAGCAGCAUCAAGGAUCUUGAGAGGGCCAUGCAGAUCUACGAAGUCCAAUGAUUACAUUAAGAAAGGUGUAUGAAUAAAGCUGAAGAAACCACCGCGCCGCUUCUGAUGGAAGAGUACGGCGCACCGAAGGGAGAGGGAAACCACAGUGCGCGCAAGAUGCUGCAGGUCACACCGCAAGGGCGUGAGAAGACCGUCGCAAUAAUCUUCAAGACGCUCGAUACCAAUCCCUCGAGAAGUGAAGGAGGAAAGAGAUAUGCGAUUCGCAUCAGAACAGGGGUAGGGCGCAGUGUGAAGGACAGUCUGUCUAGGAGAAAGCUACAGAGUCACGAAAUACAUCAGUUUAGCAUAGCGAAACAUAUCGUUUGUUCAAUAACAAACACGACAGAAAUCGUUUUCACUUCUUUGUGUGGUUUUCUGCGCUCCUCUCAUCUCUCUACUACGAAUGGUUAUCCGCAUUAUCUUGGAUUUUCCGCUUCGCCCCUGACCUUAUACAGAGUAGGUAAGUUGCUUCCCUGGCAGAGGUGGUCUGUCCUCUCAGCCAAUGUCCGUUGCACAAGCCGACAACACCCGAACUCGCCCGGCGGCCGCGCGACACAGCACCAACAGAGCCACAUGCCUGUGCCCUGGCAUUUGAGCCUCCACAUGCCGAAAACCUCCGUCAUUGUACUUCAGGGUGAAUUUGGACCGGAAAAUUCGCAGAAUGGUUGAGUGAGUAGAAUUGUUGUCGGUACACUGAGUUCCCGCAAGAGAUUGCAAUAUGAGCGUGCUCUGCAUUUCUCCGGAGCGCAAUUAACUGCUGGGCGUCGACUUUUGUCGAACAUUGCGUUAUUCGACACUUGUCUGUAGGCGGUAGGAUGUGCACCUUGCCAAUCGUUUUCCCAUCUC